AUGCAAGCCGAUUCAUCACGUCGGCCACCGCCCCCGCGUUCGUGCGACACCUUUGUCUACGUGGCGGGCGGUGGCGGGCCGGCGGCGACGGUCUUUGGAAAGAAUGCAGAUCGGCCGUCUGAUGAAGCGCACGAGGUGGAGCGCACGCACGCAGUCGUGCUCUCCAAGCCUGCCUGGAUGUGGGGGCUAGAUCUUUGGCUUCUCGGGAUGGACCUGCUGCGGCUGGCGCUGGAGCGAGGCGCGACGGCGAGAGCGGCGGGCGGCGCGUGCGAGGAGGGCGGCGACUGGACGUACGAGAACGGCUUCCUGCUGGCAGACGCGCGGCAGAGGGCUCUGGCGGACGCAGGCGAGGCCUUUGUCGUGGAGACGGCGGGGACGCGCCACUGGGCGGUGGAGAGGGUUCCUCCGGGCGUCGAGUCCUGCUCCGCCGGGCUCAAGGAGCUAUGCGGGUGGUGGGACGGCGAGGGCCCCUUCGACUGGAAGCGGAGCGUCGGCGAGGGAGACGUGGCGGGCUGGCUGGGCUGGAUGGCGGGCGUGUUGCGCGACGAGGAGAGCGGCAUCUGCUUCCGGUCUACUCACGGCUUCAUGUCGACGGGCUCGCAGAUCUCGCUAGCACGCGGCGGAGGCCACACGGCCUCGCACUUCUUCACCGCCGCCUCGGACCCGCUCGUCGCGUGCUACAAGCGGUGGACGUUCGGCGACCCAGCCGCGGCGGCGGCGGGAGACGGGGGCAGCCUCGCUCUGUGGAGGCGGUGGCGCUCGAUCGACCUCGCCGGCCGCUCUGUCCCAGAGGCGAUGCGGCGGGCGCUGCUGGAGAUCGAGGCGGAGGCCGUGAGCGCCGCAGAGCGAGGCGGCGCGAGCGAGUUUAGUGGGAGCGUCGCGCGCGAGCUGGAGCUGAUCAGCUCGUUUGCGGUGUGA
Molecule: messenger RNA, 918 nt
Organism: Emiliania huxleyi CCMP1516
Lineage: Eukaryota; Haptophyta; Isochrysidales; Noelaerhabdaceae
Exons: 10
Coding region: 1-918 (305 amino acids)
Biological process (GO): proteolysis
Molecular function (GO): dipeptidase activity; cysteine-type exopeptidase activity
Source: RefSeq, a predicted model, not a curated record